Microdochium trichocladiopsis is the source of this 229-nucleotide messenger RNA. RefSeq lists its product as uncharacterized. Bases 4 to 192 code for a protein of 62 amino acids. The record is from RefSeq and is a predicted model, not a curated record. The transcript has a single exon. NCBI's taxonomy places the organism in Eukaryota, Fungi, Ascomycota, Sordariomycetes, Xylariales, Microdochiaceae.
GAAAUGAAAGAGGGGGAGCAAAAGACGACGUCCGGGCACGAGUGGCAACGCCAGCUUUACUUGGCCAUAACUCGGCACUGUCCAGGAUGCUGCUGCUGCGGCGCCUCCUCAUUCUUCCAUCGCAGCCUCUGCUCCUGCCCUGUUCCGAGGCCGGGCUGCGGCGCACACACUCACACACGCACAGGAACGUGACGCCGUCGUGCUUCGUGCUAGUCGAGCCUAGCUUGCG